AUGGUGUCCCUGUCACUCUUCCUCUUCAACCUCCUUCUCCUCCCCCACACCGACGGUAUUCACCUCUUCGCGGCCCUCCUCUCUGCCAAGGAGUCGCCCAACAUGUCCAUCCCGUUCCAGCUCCUGGAACAGAUGACGGACGACGACGAGUCCCAAGACGGCCCCACUCCCGGCUCUCGCCUGUGGGACCAGCCGCGACCCGAGGACCCGUGGCAGCGCCGCGUGAGGCGGACCGCACAGACCGUCACAGCCUCCGCUGUGGCUGCUUGGGCAGUUGGCUGGGUGACAGUCGCCCUCCUCAAGUCCAGUUAG
Molecule: messenger RNA, 312 nt
Organism: Apiotrichum porosum
Lineage: Eukaryota; Fungi; Basidiomycota; Tremellomycetes; Trichosporonales; Trichosporonaceae
Exons: 1
Coding region: 1-312 (103 amino acids)
Source: RefSeq, a predicted model, not a curated record